Canariomyces notabilis is the source of this 813-nucleotide messenger RNA. RefSeq names its product kinase-like protein. NCBI's taxonomy places the organism in Eukaryota, Fungi, Ascomycota, Sordariomycetes, Sordariales, Chaetomiaceae. The transcript has 3 exons. The record is from RefSeq and is a predicted model, not a curated record. Bases 1 to 813 code for a protein of 270 amino acids.
AUGUCACAACCUUUUGUUCCCGUCCCAUCAACAAUACGUUUCUCCGUCGUAUCUUCACCCUCUUGGCGCUUUAAAACCACCGCGCGGUUCUACCGAUAUAAUGGCUGCGUGCCCAUCUCUAAGCACCUCAUCGUCAAGACUGGCCCGUAUGUCCACCUCACCGAAGCUGCCACUAUAAAGUUCGUCGCUGCCAAGACUUCGAUUCCGGUACCUCGUGUGUAUUGCUCCUUUGUUCACAAGAACCGGGCAUACACCGUCAUGGAGCGAAUUCAGGGACAGCACCUUCCAAUGGCCUGGAAGACACUGUCAGACGCCGGCCGCGACAGUGUCUUGACACAGCUUCGGGACAUGAUAACGGAACUAAGGGCAAUCACACCUCCCCCAGGAACAGGGGUUGGGAGUUGCGUAGGCGGCUCCUUACGAGACCCCCGAAAUCCUGCUAGAUCAAAUCCCAGGUUCGGGCCGUUCACGACGAUUCAGGACUUCCACAGCUGGCUCCGCGAGCAUCUCCGGCCGGAAGAGCAUCCGGACCGUCAGGAUGACCAAAACUGGAAGGACAUCAAGGAGAUGGUUGCUAAGCAGGACGGACCGUGGUCCCCUCCCGUCUUUACGCAUGGCGACUUAAACCCCUUCAACAUCAUGAUUCGAGACAAAAAAGUUGUCGCCAUUAUCGAUUGGGAGACUGCGGGAUGGUAUCCCUCCUACUGGGAAUACACGGCUGCAUGGACUGGGAAUGAUGUGAUUCGGAAAGGUUGGCAAGAUUUAAUUCCCAACAUGGAAAUCACGCGCCAGAAGUGGUGGGGAGAAUAUUAA